CGAGUUGCCAGACUGCAGGGGAGUCCCUCACCACAUCACAACUCGUACAAUAGCAACUGGACCGGUAGAUAGUUUCUGUUGAAGGAAAAUUUAGUACGCAGAGUAAAUAGUAGUUAAAUUUCUGAUGAGAGAUUUUUGAAAUGUUGUAUUACUGAUAAUUCAAAUAUUUUCUGAGAAAUAUUAUAAUUGCAUAUGACUUUGUAAUCGCUAAAAUCAAACAUGGUUCAUGAAAAUUUAAUUCUGUAUAUUACCCCUGAGAAAUUUCUCAUAGAACCUGUGGGCAAUUUUGAUGAAUUAUUGAUAAUUGAUCGAACAUCUAGAGAAAUCAGUCUACAACAUAAUCAAGGUCAGAUUCCUCCAAGUGCUACCAGCCAGUCAAUAUGUGGUAUAAUGGGAACUCUGGAUCUUAUAGGAGGUCCUUACUUGAUUGUUAUAACUAAAAAAUCCAGUGUCGGAUCGAUAAAUGGACAAUCAAUUUGGAGAAUUGAAGAAACAGAUGUUAUACCAUAUGCCCGGACAAUGUUGCAUUUAAAUGAAGAUCAAGUACAGUAUAAUAAGCAGUAUUUGUCGAUGGUAGAUGCUGUGCUAACCACUCCAUAUUUUUACUUUUCUUACACUUAUGAUCUUAGUCACACUUUACAGCGACUUCACAAUACGAGUCCUGACUUUGUGCAAAUGCCAAUAUUUCAGCGUGCUGACCAAAGAUUCAUAUGGAAUUCUCACAUUAUGAGGGAUUUUCUGGCUCAGCAAGAGCUUCAAAAUUAUUGGCUUCCUGUUAUACAUGGAUUCAUUGCUAUUAAGCAGUGUACCAUAAAUCAAAAGUCAUUUGCUUGGAUUCUUAUAUCUCGAAGGAGUGUUUUGCGUGCUGGCACACGCUUUUUUAUGCGUGGUUUAGAUGCUGAUGGUCAAGCUGCAAACUUUGUUGAAACAGAACAAAUAGUGGAAUGCGAUGGCUCCAAGAGCUCAUUUGUCCAAACUCGGGGAUCUAUUCCUCUGUUUUGGAACCAGUUUCCAAAUUUGAAAUAUAAACCAAAACCUACUUUGGAAAAUCUUAAUCAUUUGGAGGGUUUCCAGAAGCACUUUGAUAAUCAGAUUUACACAUAUGGACCACAAAUUAUUGUGAAUCUUAUCGAUCAUAAAGGUGCUGAAGACACAUUAGAAAAAGCAUUAGCUCAUAUAGUUGGUGCUUCUGGAAAUUCAAAUAUCAAGUAUGAAUCAUUUGAUUUUCAUCAUGAAUGCCGCCAUAUGAGAUGGGACAAAUUGUCUAUUUUAAUUAAUCGUGUACAUCAAGAUUUGAUUGAUAUGGGCUAUUUUAUGAUGUUACGAGAUGGAUCUGUACCUUGUGUGCAAGAAGGCGUCUUUCGAACCAAUUGCAUUGAUUGUCUGGAUCGUACAAAUGUGGUUCAAAGUUUACUGGCUAGAGAAUCUUUGCAGCUACAGUUGACGCGACUUGGAAUUUUGAAUAAAGGCCAAAAUGUUGAAAACCAACCUGUCUUUGAAUAUGUUUAUAAGAAUACUUGGGCCGAUCAUGCAGAUAUUCUUAGCAUUGAAUAUGCUGGAACUGGUGCUUUGAAGACCGAUUUUACCAGGACUGGCAAAAGGAGCAAACAAGGUUUAUUGAAGGAUGGUGUGAAUUCCAUGAUUCGAUAUUUCAAGAAUAACUUUUCUGAUGGCUUCCGUCAAGAUUCCAUUGACUUGUUUCUUGGAAUUUACCAAGUAGAUGAGGAUGAAGGAGUUACAAAGCCAUGCCCAUUGAAGGAAGAUAAAGCGUUGAAAUUCUCAGCACUUCCUAUUAUUAUGCUGUUGGCUAUUUCGAUGUGCUUCUUGUCUUUCUUAAUACCCACUGUUUUAAACUUGGAAACACUCUUGUUUAUCACGUUUUGGUUUGGAAUGGUUGUUGUCAGUUUCAUUAUAAUUAUGUACAACGGCCCAGAGUUUGUUGAUUAUCCCAGACUCCAAGAUGUGCGACAAACUAGGUUGAAACAUGAAUGAACCGAUGCUAAUAUAUAUAUUGUGUAAUAGAUGUUGUGUAUGUGUAUAUUUUAUGGACAUUCCAUAUCACCCUUAAAUGGAUUUGUUUGACCAACCUAUUUAAAUGAUUUUAAUUGUGAAAUGAAUUUCUUUAAUUGUCUAUUCUUUACUAAUCAAAUCUGAAAGUAUUAUCUAUGUUCAUAUUUAUUUCAGCUAAAAACUAAGUUUUUUUAUUGCUAUUUUAACUGUAAAUGAGAAGAAAAUAUUUAAUAAGUGCUUAGUUUAAUAGCCAAAAUCGCUUAUUGAAAUAACUUUUAACUGUUUCUUUUUUAUGGCAGGAUAGUUUUUUGUUGAUUUUUCUAUGACAAUAUAUUUUUGUGAUCAAUUAUUAAUGAAUUUCAAUUAUUGUCUGGGUCCUAACCUAUUGUUUUUUAAUGGUAUCACAUGCUUUAAAAAUGAAUGGUAUCCUCACUUGAUCAUCUUGAUGUUAAUGUCUUUAAGAUCUAAUCUAUUCAUUAUUAAAUCUUUGUUAUUUGUA
Molecule: messenger RNA, 2509 nt
Organism: Argiope bruennichi
Lineage: Eukaryota; Metazoa; Arthropoda; Arachnida; Araneae; Araneidae
Gene: Sac1
Product: phosphatidylinositol-3-phosphatase SAC1-like
Exons: 19
Coding region: 220-1992 (590 amino acids)
Biological process (GO): phosphatidylinositol dephosphorylation
Cellular component (GO): endoplasmic reticulum
Molecular function (GO): phosphatidylinositol-4-phosphate phosphatase activity
Source: RefSeq, a predicted model, not a curated record